UUUUAUUUUACGUUUUUCUCUUUUGAUUUAACCGGUGAUUGGCAUCGUCCUUAUCAGAUUGUUUGUUGCUGUUUCCUUUUUGUGUGUGUUGUUUCCAUGCAACAGUCUACAUAUUUUAAAUUUCUGUCUCAUAUCUACCAGUAGCGUAUACAAUAUACAAUAGCGGGUAUUAUCUGUUGAAACCUGAAAUUAAAAAAAAAAAAAGACAACGCCCUUCGGUUCACGUUCAAACCUUGCCAAAUGUCUCCCGACCUUCAAUUUUUCCGUUGUGUUCCACAGAGGAAAACAAAAAAGAGCUGGCUGGACUUUAGACCAAUAAUGGGAGUUGUUUACCAAGUUGAAAAAGCGUACAUGUCAUUAUCAACACAUUUCGAAAGCAAAUUUAAACUGAAUCGACGAAUGUAGUGCCAUCUAUACGCCAAAUAAGGAAAGUCGGAAAUUUAAGUUGAUUUAUUAGUUCAUUAGUCAACAUGACUUCUCUUGAAAAACGAACUGUACAAAUCUCUGAAAAUGGUAAAACUGUUGGAGUUCCUGCACUGAGUCCAAAGUGGGUUGAAAAGAGGAAAUUUCUUCACUUUGUUUCUCCAUCAACAAUAUCUAAUGGGAUUGACUUAAAAGACUGGUGUGAAAUCACCCAGUUUUUAAAAAAUGACCUUCAUUGGCUAUUGAAGCUUCCACAUCACAAGUUUUGGUCGCAGAUCAUAUAUGAUAAACCUCUUAAUGCCAGUUUAGUUUCAUUUCUUCAAGAAGCCCCAAGGUUUUACUCAGAGGAAAAAGAUGCAUUGAAAGCUCUCCCUACCGCUUGGAAAUUAUUCAAGGAAACCCAGGACUUGGUGCUUCUUACCUUUGUACGCAUGGCUACUCAUAAGGAAUCCAAAGAUUGUUACAUCAGCCCUGAAAUGUUUGGGAAGUUGAUCUAUGACAAUUUCAUCUUUGAUGUUCCAAAAAUGAUGGACCUUUGUGUUCUGUUUGGACCAACUAAUUCUGUCCUGCUGAGCAAAAUGUUUAAGAACAUUUUUGUUAAUCAACCCAAGUACAAGUAUGACCUAGAAGAAACUGCCAAAGGCUUGGUUCAGGUUUUUCAACUUAUUUUAGGUCAACUUGGUCUAGAGAGCAGUCAAGCUGCUGGAAGCAUUCAUUGUGGGCCAUUGUCGGUUGAGGAGCUUGGUGAACUCGUCGUCUAUACCCUGGAUAUUGCGGCAACUCUAUGGUAUUUCAUUGACAUUUAUCCGGAAGCAGCGCCAUUACUCAUCGAUGCAACUAUCCAAAAUCAGUUAUCCGAUUUUUAUGAGAAGAGCAUUCCUUCUUUGUGUCGCCAAAUUGAAACUUUAUCACCAAAUAUGAAAGACAAAAUGGUCCUUAACCUAAAUUUGGCUCGUAAAUUUCUCAUCCAAAUUUACAACGCGUUAUUGCAUUCCGGCUCUGUAAAGCUGCUUCUAGCACAUAGUCAUGAUGACCCUUCAUGGGAUAGAGAACAACCUGUGGAACUGUGGUUGGAUUGGCUAACCUGUUUAGUUUCAGAGCGGCAACGUCACUUUAUCAUAGAUUAUAACUUGAUUUUUCAAGUACAAGAUGACAUUGAUCUAAUUACCCAACUGGGUAUUCAAAUGGAUAGCACGAGGGUGGAAUACAUUAAGCUAGGUCUGAAGGAAUUUAGAGUGGAAUUUGGUUUGUCUUUGACACCAGCAAGUCUAAGAGCAUCUGAUGGCGGCGUGGAUCCCGCGAAGAUUAGUGCGCUUAUUCUUCAAGUAAAGGAACUUUUGCCUGACCUUCACGAAAGCUUUAUUCGGGUCUGUUUGAAGCAUUACGAUUACAACCCGGAAGCCGUUAUCAACGCUGUAUUAGAAGACAAUUUACCGCCUCACUUAAGCGAAGGUCAUAACAUACCUGACCAGCAGCAGCCAAUUCCAGAACCUUUUGUGGCUUUUGACGAACAAACUGAUAUAUCCAAGAAAAAUCGAACCAAAACCGUUCAUUUCAAUGAAAUGCGGGAGCUUUUGAACGACAAGCAGGACAUGAAACAUAUUAUCCUCGAUCGUGUAGACGAACAACUUGCUGCCGAAUAUGAAGAUGAAUACGAUGACACCUACGAUGGACAUGCUGUUGGUUCUGAAGAGCCAGAUGCACACACCGGAGAAGAUGAAUUACGCAGAUCAUUUGUUGUACCUCGUAUUUUACGACCGAAAAUGGAGGAAGAAUCGGAAGAAGAAGAAGAGAAUUACAAUCAGACUGAAGAAAAGCCUAGGGAUCACUUUGUAACAAAUCCAGAAGAAAUGCGAGCUCUAGCCGAGCAAAGGCGAUUGAGCAGACGUGGCAAUUACAGACCCGGCCCUGCACCUUCGCAGCGAAACGUUGUUGGUGGACCACGAGGUCAAGGGCAGGAGAAAGAAACUAUCGUGGCUCGACGACACAAAACUGAAAAUAAGACACGAGGAGCAAAUCAUAAUAGAAGAUAUAUGGCAGAUAGGAAGAGACGUGAAUUUUAGUGCCGAUUUGGGGAGCUUCUUGUUUAUCAAAUAUUAAGGAAAACACAGUCACUUGUUCAACAGGGAAACGCUCAGUAAAAUGAGGGAAUUUUGAGAAAGUGAAUAAAAUGAGGUUUCUUUCAAACUA
Daphnia pulicaria is the source of this 2613-nucleotide messenger RNA. RefSeq names its product activating signal cointegrator 1 complex subunit 2-like. Lineage: Eukaryota; Metazoa; Arthropoda; Branchiopoda; Diplostraca; Daphniidae. The transcript is spliced from 13 exons. The record is from RefSeq and is a predicted model, not a curated record. Gene Ontology annotation, molecular function: ubiquitin binding. Bases 471 to 2486 code for a protein of 671 amino acids. Gene Ontology annotation, biological process: regulation of DNA-templated transcription.